Fragaria vesca subsp. vesca is the source of this 1257-nucleotide messenger RNA. RefSeq lists its product as uncharacterized. The record is from RefSeq and is a predicted model, not a curated record. Gene Ontology annotation, molecular function: protein tyrosine phosphatase activity; phosphatidylinositol-3,4,5-trisphosphate 3-phosphatase activity. Lineage: Eukaryota; Viridiplantae; Streptophyta; Magnoliopsida; Rosales; Rosaceae. The coding region runs from base 1 to 1257 and encodes 418 amino acids. Gene Ontology annotation, biological process: phosphatidylinositol dephosphorylation. The transcript is spliced from 7 exons. Gene Ontology annotation, cellular component: cytosol.
AUGGGAACGAAGUUAACAAAGGAACAAGCCGUGCCGUUACCGGUGCCAGGAAAGCUUGAAAGCCUAACUUUACAACACCAUCUGAUCAAUUGCGUAAGUAACAGCUUUUACAUCCGAAACUUGGUGUCCAAGCAACGGAGGCGAAUGCUUGUUGCUGGCUAUGAUCUUGACAUGUCUUACAUUUCGGACCGCAUUUUGGCAAUGUCGUUCCCCUCGGAGCGAAUACGUGCAAUGUUUCGAAAUCCUCUUUGGCAGGUCAAGUCUGUGCUUGAUAUGAGGCAUCCAGAACAUUACAAGAUCUAUAACCUCUGCAUUGAAGAGCAAUAUGAUCCAUCUCAUUUCUAUGGCCGUGUGGAGAGGUUUCCUUUUGAUGAUAACCAUGUUCCACCUCUUGCAAUGGUCAAGCUUUUCUGCGAAAGUGUGCAAUCAUGGCUCAACAGUGACCCAGAAAAUAUUGCUGUUAUACACUGCAUGGCAGGAAAAGGUCGAACAGGCUUAAUGGUAUGUGCGUAUCUAGUCUACUGUGGGAUGUCAGCAGAGGAAGGCCUUCAACUCUAUGCUCAUAGACGGACCACCAAUAAUGAAGGAGUCUCGAUACCAAGCCAACGUCGUUACGUAGGGUACUGGGAAAGUUGUCUCUCUUUCCCUUCAGAAGCCGAUGAAGGACCUCCUGAAGUCAAGUUACCUCAGCCGUGUAGCAGAGAACUGCGAAGAAUCCGAUUUUAUGACACACUUAACAUUGAUAAGAUCUUCUUUGUGGUUUCUGAGUUGCGAGAGAUUCCGGGCCAGAGAUAUCGUCCAUCUUCAGAAGUUUCUAGGAGUUCUUGCAAAAAAAUCAAGAAAGGGUAUCAGAGAACAAGCAGUCCUCGCUAUUAUCUCUCUUUCACCGAAGGUGAUGGAGAAGACAAGAAACCAGAUCCAGAUGAACCUCGUGUUGUUGUUCAAAUGGAUACAGAAAGUUCCAUACUAUACCAGAAGGCAUGUCUUGAAUAUUACUUUGAUAAUCCUGUGCAGGUAACCGGAGAUGUGCGUGUCAUAUUCUAUCAAAAAAUGAAUGGAGGGCGUCUCUUCUACGCUUGCUUCAACACUGCUUUCAUUAAGAACAGUUUGCUACAGCUCACAGUUCGGGAUUUGGAUAAAAUUGGGAAGAAAGGAAGAUCAAUAUGUGGCCCUAAAUUCUGCUUGGAGUUGCUAUUUGGUCCUGCAAAUGCGAAACACUCACCCUCAACUCCACGUCACAGUCGUGAUGUGCUGUGA